Bemisia tabaci is the source of this 9947-nucleotide messenger RNA. RefSeq names its product PHD finger protein enhancer of yellow 3 (gene e(y)3). The record is from RefSeq and is a predicted model, not a curated record. Lineage: Eukaryota; Metazoa; Arthropoda; Insecta; Hemiptera; Aleyrodidae.
GUUUUCAUCGAAGAGAGUCCACCGCUGACUGGUCGCUGUGUUUUGAGAUUUUGGCUUUCAUGACAAAAUCGAAUUUAAGAAUGAUAAUUUAUCCGCAACACCCUUGAUUUUCUGUAAACUUAAACCACAGUGUUUUCAAGUUGUGAUCACGUAUCUCGCCGAACCAAGUUCAAGAGAACUUAACUACCUAUCAUGGACUAACUUCAACAGCAGUGGGACGAGGCUACUGCUUGGCCGCCAUGUCAGACCAAAACACUGCGGAACAAACAAAGAAAGAGGAACAGAAAAUUACUGACGCAAGUGGAACUGCUGAGACAUUGUUGGAUGCAGAAUGUCCUGUCCAAGAGUCAAAAGUCCCAUCCACCACUGAAAUCUCUGCUGACUCUGUAAGUCAACCAACUGAACCUAUUUCAGAGGAGCUUUCUGUCGAUGGCCAAAAAAACCCGUUGAAGUCAGAGACGAAAGACACGGGGAGUGAUUCCUCUGCAGGGACAAAAGCCCCCACACAUGAUGUUUCAAGAGUCACAAAGAGCGGGGAUAGUUGUAAAUCUUCGGUGGCAGAAGAUGAAGCAAGUGCUGGUUCAAGGGUUACAGCCGAUACAGUCAGCGGAACAUCUUUGGCCAAAGAGGAUACACCAACUAAAAUACCUGCAGUCACCACUGCCACCGAUAGCAUAAACCCCGCUAAAAUCGAAGCCACUUCAACCAUCACUGCCCCAAAAAUAGAAGCCACCACUACUAUUAGCCCUAAUGAGACUGAAAGCACCAUUAGUGAUGCCUCUGGAAGCGUUCCUGACUCAAGUGCCAGUACUUCUGUCACGGUUGAUAAGAGAAGUGCAUUGGAGAAGGUUUCUCUUGAUGAAGUCUCUGAAACGAGUGUAGAUAAUACCGCAGCAAGUUCUGAGUCUCAGGAUGCCAGACAAGGAAGCUCAAAUGAGCCCAAAGUCUUAGCUAAGUCUGCCGAUAAAUGUUAUACAUCAGAACAGAGCUCAAUUGCAAACUCUGAUGCUGUAUCUGCAGCAGCAAAAUCUGUUCCUACAAUCAAAGUCUCAGGUCUUGUAAGUCUCCCAUCUUCAAGCUCUGAAAGAAAUGUCUCUAAGAAACCAGUGAAUGAAUCAAUUCAAAAUGAGUCUGAUACAAAAUCUGAAGAAUAUUUGGCUGAAAAGGACCGGUCUAAAAGCGCCGCAGCUGGUGGAAAGAAUGAAGUCGAUUUAAAAAAAGAUAUUUCUGAUGGGAAAGGGACAAUCAUUUGUGGCAAAACAGCAGGAAACAAUUCAGAGAAGCCUCCAUCUCAGGCAGAAACUUGUCAUAUUUCAAGUAGCAGUAGCGUGAAGUCUGAAAAAACUUUAUUAGCAUCUGAUAAUGAAAAAGUUUCUGAUUCUAAUGAGUCAGAGACUAAUGUGAUGAAAGUCAAGAAUGAGAAAAGCUCAAAUGGCUCUAAAACAGCCGACUCAAGUGAAGAAAAGUCAUGUAACUUGCCUGCAAGUAAACCAAGUGAAGUUAGUAAAACAGUGACACAGAUUUCAAAGUCUGAUUCAGAGCAGCAAGAACCUGUAUUAACAAGUGUAAUAGAUUCUAAAGAGUCUCCAUGCAAAACAGGUAGUAAAUUUAGCAAAGACCCUUCCUUACAACAAGAAGAAAACGCUUCACCGUCAAUUAUCAAGUCGUCAAUUGUAAAAUCCACUCAGGGCUCGGCCAAAACUCUUGAAAUUAGUACCAGCGAGGCAAGUAACACUAAAUCAAUCCGUGUUGACCCAGUGGGUGAAUCACAAGAGUCAUCAAAAAUUGAAAGUGAUGUAAAGCUAAUAUCACAGUCAAAAAAUCUCAAGGAGGCUAAUCCAAAGGGAGAAGCAAAGAGUGAAAUUGAUCAAACAGAUGAAUGUAAAAUCAAGUCCGAUAUGAAAGUGGUUGCUCAGAAGUCUGACAGCAAGUCAACAUGUGAUAUAUCAAAGGAAGGAUCCGAGAGCACAUCCAACAUUCAAGCAGACUUAAAAAUGACAGCCUCAAAUUUGGAAAAUGUGAAAUCUGACGAGGUAAGCGUAGCUCAAAAAGUGUCUGAGAAAUCAGAUUUGUUAAGUGCAAUUGAAGCUGUCAAAGUGGAGGCUGAAAUUAUGAAAAGUAAACAGAAAGUAGAAAAAUCCUCAGAUAUACCUGGAAAAGAAGAGGUAAGCAAUAGUACAGCUAGAAAAUUGAGUACUGAAAGGCAAGCCUCCUCCAUAGAGGACAACACGAAUGUCGACAACAAGGCAACUGCUUUUGAUGCCCCGCCAGAUAAUAAACUUAAUGGCUCAUCAGUUCCCAGUAUGGAUGUUAAAGAGAAUGAAAAAGGGAAGCCUGAAAUUUCCGAAGUCUCAUCUACUAACAAAAAUCUUAGUACAAAAAAUAAUGAAUCAAAUCCUGAAGCAUCACCUUCAGUGAAGAAUUUAAAACCUCUUCAGGUUCCUACCACAGAAAGGAAAAGAGCUGAAGAAAAUUCUCAAGCUGAAAGCAAAAUUCAUCAAGCGGAAAGUAAAAUUGUUCAAGCUGACAAGUCAAUACAAGCACCAGAAACUCCUAAAACUGAUAAGCAGAACAGUAAGGAGUCUUCGAAUAUUUGCUCUUCAACCUUAAAUGAAGCCACCUCUAAAAAUUCACCGGAGUCUGCAAUGGAAAUGAACAAAAAAAGAGAAUUGUCAGAUACAUGUCCUGAAACACAGGCAUCCUCCAAUGAUGGUUCCAAAAAGCAACAAGUCUCCAGGUUGGAAAAUGAGCAAGAUAUCAAGGAGCCUGUUACUGUUGUGAAAGGAUCAGCCCCUGUUAGUGCAAUCAAGAGUCCUGAAUCUUCGUCAGAAAGUAAGCAAAACUUGGAGGAGCUGAAAGCUGACGUUAAAACUCCCUCAAAUACUGAAAAAUCCGUGAAAGUUGAAGUGUCAGUCUCUGCAAUAAAACAGGUUGAAAAGAAACAGGAAGUAGAUAGCAGAGUACCCUCAAAAGUUUUAGAACCAAAAAUUAUCCUCAAGCCCUUAUCAAAAUUAGAAGAACUCAAGGCAAAAUCUGGAGAAGCUAUUGAAGUUUUGGUUUCUUCUGAAAAAUCAAAAAAGCUAGAAUUAUCUUCUCCCAAAAUUAGUGAAAACAAAGAGAAAGCCAAACCAUCAAUUGAAGUCACCCCUGUGGUUGAAAAAGCAGUGAAAUCUGAUCCGAAAACCAAAGAAAAUUCUGAAGAUUUUGGAGCAGAUGAUCUCUCACCUGGCUCUAAAAUUACAGAGGUCUCCUCUACAGGAAUCCAAGCCUUAACUAACGACUUAAAUAAAACAAAGGCUGCCGAGAAUGAAAAAUUAAAAAGUGAAUCGGUUAUCCCUAAAAAAACAAAACAAACUGAAAAACCCUCUAUAGUUGAAAUCACAAUUGAUGAUGCUUCUGAAGAUGCUUCAAUUUCCCCUGCAGAAGUUAAAAAAGAUGCUGAAAAUCUUGUUGGAGUAGAAAGUAAGAAACUCUCUGUUGUUGAAAAAAUCAAGAGCUCCUCCUCUUCAAAAGGGGAUGAAAAUACAAAAAAGUCCAAUUUAACAGCUGAAGAAGAAAAAUCAUCCACCACACCUGAAAAGCUAGAAGUGUCAGAGGUGCAAACCGAAAAAAUCAAGGAGAUUUUAAAAGAAUCGCCAGUUGCAAAUCGUGAGUCCUUUUCCUCAGCUGAUAAACCCGAGAAUCUGGAGGAGCCUAUUAAAAAAGGAGAUGACUCAGAAGAUUCUCUUGAUGACAUCAGUAUUAUUCCGAACCCUAAAGAGCCUGUUACCUCCCAAGUCGUUGCUGACUCAAAACAAGAGAAAGCUAAACCCGCUGAAACUGGAAAUGCAAUCAAGACGGCCGGUGCUGAUGACAAACAGGAGGCAUCCAAAUCCUCGGAAGAAGAGCCAGGAGUAAAUUCUAUGCCUACAGCCAACAAGAGUCUCCCCGGACCUGUCAAACCGAAGACCACCAAAGUCAUGCCGAGUCUCAGGGAAAUCCGAAAGAUUCCUCAGAAACCAGAAACAGGAACCGGCGGCAUGUCCAUGUCAAUAGUGAAAAGACCGCGUUUGUCCGUAUCUGAUAGCGAUUCUGGAGGGCCAGCUUCUUCCUCCAGCAGCGCAGAGAAGGUGUCGAAGCCACGUUUUUCUAUCGAAAAUGACCCGCUUCUCAACAUUACAUCUGAAUGUCGCGUAGAACUUGAAAUAACCAAAAUUCCUGCAAAUUGCCAACUGAAAACUGAGCCGGGCGGUAAGCCAGUGUUUGUACUCAACAGAAACUCUGCGGGUCCAUCUACUCAAGAUGUUAACAAGAAGCCCAAGACUCUGUUGAGGAACUUCAUGGCCCCGAAUCAGCCUAAUCAGGCCCCUCUAAUGAAGCGCAUGGGCAGGCCACCGAAAGACCCUAACCGAAUGAUCCAAGUGAGUCCCAUGGAUGCGUCAAUGCUGAACAGACCCAGACCCACUGUUUCCAAGAGAGGCAGGAAACGUGCAAUGACCAUUGACAUGGCACGGCAGCCUGGGCCUCAUUCUCCAGCAAUGAAAAUGGUUAGAACAGAUCCACACCUCAAACAUCGGAUGAAUAUGGCGCAAAUGCAGAGGAUGUACCGUAAAUCAGGACCCUCCGGACCUUCGCCCAAAACAACGUCCGCCUUGGAAAUGCUCUUGAUGAAUAGAGGAGUCACACACAACCCACCAAUCAGUGAUGCCUCCGUUGCAAAUUUCUGUCAGGUUGAAGAACUGGUGACUGAGCCAGACAUGUAUUCAACGCCUAUCAAGCAGCUUAAAAGCCUGUCAAAAGGUCCAGCAAACUCCAUUCUGAAGCAAAUAGCCUAUGGGAGCCAGCAGUUUGGUGCAAUAACAAUAUCGCCAGUUAAUCCAUCUCCUAUGCGAAUGCCUCCAACUCCCACUCCUCAAGCCACUUCCUUCAGGCCAGGCCCCAGACCAGGUCCCAGACCAGCGCAUGUCUCCCGUUCCUCCAGUAUCGAUGACAUAAUAGACAGCGUUGCUGCAGGUGAGGGCGAAAUAAGCCCCAAGUGCCUGCUUGAGCUCAAUAGUGCUGGUGAACCGAAGAAGAAACGUGGGAGGCCACGAAAAAUCGUUCCCGGUCAACCCGCAUACUCUCAGUUCCAGUCAGAGUCUCUUCAAUGUGCACCAGACCUAUUUUUCAUGCAGCAAGGGCACCAGCCUUCUGUGCGACCCACUCCACCCAAAGUAUCUGCGCCUGAUGGAGUCUCGACGCCUUCACCCCUCAAGUCUGCACCUGCCCCAUCUACGCCUGUCACGCCUGAGUCAUUUGCUGAGUCCUUUGAUGAACCCUCAGAAAUUCUGUCUUCAGAAGUUGAGGAGGGUGGAGAGAAAAAGAAGUUGGCAAGUGGUAGAGCUGCUCGUAUGUGUACUAUCAAGGAACCAAAGAAAAAGAAAGAUGGUGCCACCCCAAAAACUGGGGAAAAAUCUCCCAAGAAGAAAAAGAAAGACGAAGAGCCAGCGGAGCCAGAUCCUGAGGAAGAAGCACGCAAGCUGCGAGAGGCCGAAGAAGAGGCAAAACGAAAGGCCGAAUUGAAGGAGAAGCGCCUUCAAGAGAGACAGAAGCGAACAGAACUGCGUACAAAACUCCUUGCUGAGAAAAAAGCUAAAUUGAAAAGACGAGCUGAAGAGAGGAAGAGGCAGUAUUAUGAGAAGAAACGCAAGCUGCAAGAGGAAAAAGCCGAGAUGGAGCGAAGACGUGCUCUUGCCCCACCCGAAAAUUUUUCAGAAGAAACCCAAAUGGGUGAUGAAAACGAUUCAGUGGGUGACCUCAUUCGAAAUAAAAAAGGACGCAUGGAAGUCAUCGAUCCAGAAAGCAGUAAAGAAUUUAAAGUACAUCAGGUAGCAGAAUACCAGUGGCCACUGCAGGGCGGCGAGUUCUUCAUGUUGCAAGAACAGAUUUCGCAGUAUCUGGGCAUCAAAUCUUUCAAAAGAAAAUACCCGGAUAUCAAAAGACGUACGGUUGAGGCAGAAGAACGAACAUUUCUGUGUGAUAGCGGACUUGUGUCUGAAACUAUGUGUGAUCUUGGUCUGACUGCUCUGAGAAGCGCAGAUGUUUUGGACAUCAUGUUUGCUGAUUUCCAUGACAAGUAUGAAGAAUUUAGACAGCAUUUGCGCGAUAUGCAAGCCAAGGAAUUCUCUUUAAAGCAGUUAGCUCUAGCUGGGAAACCAACGGGAGAGCAGUUAACCUCGAUAGAAAAAGCUGUACAAUCUGCAGCAAGGUGGAACAGCACUCUCAAUAAAAGCCGGCAGGAGUCAAGGAAAUGUUGUUUGGACCUCCAAACUUUUGUUAUUCAAUACCCAAAACCCCCAAAAGGGGCACAAGACAGUCCCAAGAUUGGCAGUUACCCGAUAUCUUUGAUUCCUGGACAGUUCACGGACUACUAUAAGCGGUACUCUGCAGCAGAGUUGCGGUAUCUCCCUCUGAACACAGUUUUAUAUGGCCCCAUCAAACCUUACAAUGUUGUUGUGCGUGAAUCUCGGAACACCUAUUUCUCUGAAUCGGAAGACUCAAGCUCUUCAGGUUCCAGUUGCAGCUCAUCAGAUGACUCUGAUUCUGAAGAGUCUGUGAAGGAAGCUGCAAUGGAAACAGAAGUUUCAGGCCAGGAAGGUGCCAUCUGCAAAAUCUGCAACGGAAACAGAAAUAAGAAUAAGAGGAAUGUCCCGGAGGUUCUCAUACAGUGUGCGCAGUGCACGGGUUGCUGUCAUCCAAGUUGUCUGGACCUAGCUCCAGAGAUGGUACCUCAUAUUCAGCGCUACGACUGGCAGUGCACAGACUGCAAAAGAUGUGCGCAGUGUAAAGAAGUCUCUGAUGAAGAUAAGAUGCUGUUCUGUGACCUUUGUGACCGAGGGUAUCACAUUUACUGUGUUGGAUUGCGGAAAGUACCGGUAGGACGUUGGCACUGUCAGGAAUGUGCUGUUUGUGCCUCCUGUGCAGUUCAUGAACCAGGCCCGGGUGAUGCAGCUCAGUGGCACCAUGAAUUUAAAAAAGGCGGAAAGGGUAGCAAAAAUAUUUAUGUCAGAAGUUUUUGUGAAAAUUGUGCCAAAGAUCAAACUCCAGCAGAAGGAAACAUUUUAAGGCGAGAAAGUUAGAAACUCCUCAAUUGUAAAUUCUAAUUCAGAAGUUCCAACAUCUUUACUUGAAAACACCAUGUUCGGGAGUUCUCACGUCAUGUAAAAAUGAUACUUAUAAUUCUCGAAAGAGAAGGCAAGGCCUCCUUUGGUCGUUAGAAUUUACUACUUUUAUAGAAGUGUUUUCAUACUUCAACUGAUGCUAUAGUUGCUUAAAAUCUGAGCUGUUCAUCAAUAUGAAGGAAUCAUUUGUUAUCGACUGGAUCAUUGAAAGAGAAAUAUUGCUAUGCGUAGAAUCAAAAAAAUUACUGGACUUAAUUCUAGUUUAAGAUUUUUGAACUGAAACAAUAAUGUAUUUAUGAACCUUUCAAUCUACUCACUGACACUUAUUAGCGUUAAAAUGAGUUGAUAGAAUUUUAAAUGUUUUUGUGUGUGUCAUCACUUAAUUAAAAGUAAUGGCUCCUGCAAAGUCUUUUCAUGAUUUUGUGAAAGAAAAAGAAUUACUUGAAUAGUGUAUAUAGGAUUGUAUGUAAUUGUGCCGAAGAAGUUUGUAAUUUUUUGUGCAAUGACGUUUUUAUUUAGUCCUUUGACAAGUCUCAAUAUUUGGUUGCUUUUUUAUUUUUUUACCGUUUUUAUUUUUGAAAACUGCUCUGAAAGUGGAAAAUUUGGCAGUACAGUUAAAUCGAGUGCACUGGAGCGUGGGGUUGUCCUUUAAUGGAUUUUGUAUUGAAGUAUAUUUUGAUAUAAUGGAAGUUCCUUUUCCAUCCUUUACAAAAUUAACAGUUCGAUCUUUGAAAAUUCUAUGUAAAUUCUAUGAAAUACUUGCCCUUGCAUAAUACACAAAUAAACGUAAUUAUUCAGGAAGAACCGACAGUUUCACCAAAUUAAAUAUCAUUGAGAAUACAUAUGUUUUUACAUUGAAUGUGUAAAAUCAAGGAGCAAAAUAUAUUAUCAUCAAAUUCCAUGGAAAUACAACUUCCGGAAAGGAUCUUCCUCCCUUAUUUUGCACUUAGUGAUGACAGGGGUAAGAACAGAAUUUAAGGAAUUUGUAUAUGUAUAUAAGCGUUAUCUCUCUCAGAAAAACUUCACCUCUUGUCUAUCUAUUUAUGACUUGAGCUUCAAUUCUGCCCAGUAUUCUUUAGAAUACCAUGUCAUAAACUUUGCAUGUACGGAGCAAGUUGGUGCUUUGUCUGAGGCGACUGAUUCAAUAGAGAUUCAGUUUGUUCUAUUGGUGCAUGUAAACAGGCAAGUUUCUCCAAAUAGAUUCUUUUUUGUUUCAUUUAAAUUUCUAAAUAAUGUAUAUUUUUCCAAUUAUCACGACACUAUCAUAAUAUGGGACAGAAGUAAUAGUAAGCUUCAAACGAUAUAAUUACUAUAGUGCAUAGAUUGCACCCUAGACUUUCAGCAAAAUGGUUCCAAACCUUUUGAUUUGUUGACACAAGAAUUCUUUACCCUUAUCCAAAGUACUAACCCAGAUCCCAUUUUUUGAACACUCUGCAAGCACUUUCCAAGUGCAAACUGUAUUUAUGUAAUUGAACAGUUUUUGAAUUUUUGAGUAUUAUUUAUUUGUUUUUUGUGUUGUAUAUUGUUAGAACAUUUACACCUGGAGGCUGAUUCUUCACAGCUGCUUCGACUGGACUCGACAAUUUCGAUAAUUUAACACAAUUCAGACAUUACUCUCAUAGGGCUUUGACCAAUCAAGUUUAAUCAAAAUGGUCAUCAAUAAUGUAUAGAAUCACACUGCAGUGCUUCGACCAGGUAUUGUUGAUAAAAAAUUGAUCUCAUCAUGAAAACAUUCAAUGAAAACGAAGUUGGUUUGCCGUUUUGAUGCUUUAUGAUGAAGAAUCAAUCAACAGCUGCCCAACUUAGCCAGGAAUUGUUUGAGAAAUUAUAAAGGAAGUUUCUCCUUGGUUAUUGAGUAAAUGGCUUACUAAGCAAUAUUUAAAGGAAAUAGGUUUGAAAAAUUGUCAUCAGUCAUUAAUAAUGUUUACAUUGUCUGCAUUUGUGGAAAGGACAAUGGGAACAUAAGCUGAAGUGCUUAUACACUGUAAGUCAGUAUUGUGUAUCCCCCCUUCAUAUCUCACCAUUGAGACAAAGGGAGGUUUUCUCAAUUUUAAACUAGGGCCCAUCUGGGGAGAUUUCUGAAUGUCAAGGUUUUUUUUUUGCAAACGCUGGCAGAAGUGGCGCACCCAGACCUGCGUCCAAUUCCGAGCCUUUUCAGUGUGUUGCUGGUACCAACUAAAAUUUAAUAAAAAUUCUUAACAUUUAUUUAACAUACUUUUCCAUUACCUUCAUUGAAAUAGGACUAUUUCAUGGGAAUUGUUCAAAUGAAAGGGAAAGGACGGUAUUUACUGACCCAUUGUAAUUUUUCGUGUCAUUACAUUCCAUGUAUAACAAAUUGAAUGCGAUACCAUUAUUAGGACAAUACAUGAAGCCUUGGAUCUUACGAGCUCUUAAAUUGUGUAACGGAAGUGUAAAAUGGAAUGUAAUGAAAAAAAAAAAAAAAAAUCUGGGAUGAACUGCAAAAAAAUUGGUCUCUUGCAAUAUGCUUUGCCGUAAGAAUUAUGACAUUAAGGUGAGAGUAAAAUGGUGAUGCAAGCGUUCACAAUAGCUCGCUGCACUGACAAUAUCAGGUCCUGUUUAGGUACAUGUAUUGAACCUACAUGUGCUGCCAUUUACUCAGUAUUAAAGUUUAUUCGCUACAUUUUCAGGGAUCUUCAGAGGUGGGCCCUAGUAUAGGUGGUGGAAAUAGAAUCUCCUAUUAGUCCUAGAUGAACUUUGAUCAUAGGUUUCACAUGACCCAAUUAUACACCUGUGAUUUUUGUAAGUCGCAACCUUUAGUCAACGUAUUACAAUCCAAAUGUUAAUUAA